Girardinichthys multiradiatus is the source of this 1487-nucleotide messenger RNA. Its product is annotated as Golgi reassembly-stacking protein 1-like. Gene Ontology annotation, cellular component: Golgi apparatus. NCBI's taxonomy places the organism in Eukaryota, Metazoa, Chordata, Actinopteri, Cyprinodontiformes, Goodeidae. Gene Ontology annotation, biological process: Golgi organization. Gene Ontology annotation, molecular function: protein binding. The coding region runs from base 233 to 1423 and encodes 396 amino acids. The transcript has 9 exons. The record is from RefSeq and is a predicted model, not a curated record.
GUUAAUGGAGUACAGAUUUCCCCCUCUGUUUGCAGACCGGCACACACCGGUUCGACUUAUCUCUUGUCUUUAUGUUGUAGCUUUGCCUGGCUGUGCCAUGCACCUGCUGUCAAAGUGCCUCUACUGCUAGUGUUGGCUAGCUGUAUCCCGGUGGACUGUAUGUCUUCCGAUAAUGGUUGCUAACACAGCCCUACCCAGUGACAGUUAACACGAACUGUAGCCGCUGAAGACAAUGGGGCUAUCGCAGAGCUCGCUCCUGUCGGACGGUGGAAGUAACAGCGGAUAUCAUGUUCACGGAGUUCAAGCAGACUCGCCUGCACUGAAGGCUGGUCUGGAGCCUUUCUUUGACUUCAUUCUCUCCAUAGGGAACACCAGACUUAAUAAGGAGAGUGACCUGUUGAGGGAUCUACUGAAGGCCAAUGUGGAGAAAGCAGUCAAGCUUGAAGUGUACAGCUCCAAAACGCAGCGUGUGAGGGAGCUGGAGGUGACACCCAGCAACAUGUGGGGUGGUCAGGGGUUGCUGGGCGCCAGCGUUCGCUUCUGCAGCUUUGAGGGAGCCAACGAGAAUGUGUGGCAUGUGUUGGACGUGGAAGGAAAUUCUCCCGCUGCACUUGCUGGCCUUAUUGCGCAUGACGACUUCAUUGUCGGAGCUGACCAAGUGUUACAAGAUUCAGAAGAUUUCUUCUCCUUGAUUGAAGCCAACGAGGGGAAGCCUUUAAAGCUGUUAGUUUAUAACACGCGGACCGAUCAGUGCAGGGAGACCGCAGUGACCCCCAACGGUGCCUGGGGAGGAGAAGGGAGUUUAGGCUGUGGUAUCGGCUACGGCUAUCUGCACAGGAUCCCAUCUCGCCCAGUUCUCCCAGAUGUCCAGAACAGAAGUGUUCCUCAACCAGCAGUUCCAGGCAGCAGGAACAUGAUGACCUUAUCUGGUCACAGCGAGGUGCCCCCAGUGACUGAAAGUAUCUCUACUAAUGGAGCAGGUUUAACUGAAACUAAAGGAGUUGUUCUCAAUCUGAGGGAAAUCCCACCAACACAGGAGUCUGCAGACAUCUCCUGGACUCCUGGAGCCAGCAUCUCAGAUUUACCCGAAGCCGUUUCCACCAAUGAUGAAAGCCACAGCUCAAUGUUUGCUAAUUAUGGAGAUAACACGCAUGACCAAUGUAGCUUGGAUGAUUCACUAUUUGACCUAAAGCCUUUAUCUCAAGAGAUGGAGGAAGAAGAAGACACUCAACAAACACAGCAAGAGAGCGUUUUAAAUCUGAGCAGCAGCCCCAGCGAGGAUGCAGAUGAUGCCGCUGCCCUCAAGGAUACCACAGAGAGCUUACGGACCAUCCCAGAGAUGCAGGAUCCUAACCUGGAAGUUUUCAGCUCAGGCGAUCUCUUAGAGCAGGAGAUGGUUGAGCCCGAUAUGUCAGGCAGUUAAAUAGCUGCCUUAAGAGAUUGAGGUGCAGAUAGAGAAUAAAGAACACACUGUGAUGGAGAAAAUA